CUGCUUGAUUUCAGAGUCAAGUACAAUGUAGUCCCACAGCCUGCAGGUGUCUCUCCCUGGAGAAGGCUGCAUAGCCCCUCGGCAUCAUGUGUGUUACGCUAGCAGAUGUUCACUUGCUCUUCAUGCUGCCUCUGAGACAGACCUUCUCUGAUUCUUUCAGCACUCUUAGCCAUGACACACACAACAAUACAGCUACGUUUCUGCUGGCUGCAGCUGCUCUUGUAACACACCAAGACGGGAUUUCAAAUAUAGAGGAAAAUGGGAGGAUGGCUGCAGCAUUUCCUUCACUGUUUCAGCAACAGAUUGGAAGAAGCUGAGAGUUUCUGUGACUGGAAAACCACAUUCUGAAUUGUGACGGGCUUUGAACUUCCCAGCCCCAAAAAACCCACAUUUGAUUUCUUUUCUCCGCAGGAGGGGGCGGGUUACCAUGAAGACAAACCGAAGAUGCAGAGCCCUCCUAGCAGUGAGUCUGAACCUGAUGGCUCUCCUCUUCUCCACCACAGCCUUUAUCACAACCCACUGGUGUGAAGGGACUCAGAGGGUCCCCAAGCCAAACUGUGGGAAAGACAAGAAGACAAAUUGCCUCAACUACAGUGGGAAUGAGACGGCCAAUGAGACAAACCAGAACGUGGUGCACUAUAGCUGGGAGACGGGGGAUGACCGCUUUCUCUUCCGGUAUUUCCACACUGGGAUCUGGUACUCCUGUGAGGAAAAUAUCAAUGCUGCUGGUGAAAAAUGUCGAAGUUUUAUUGACCUUGCCCCGGCUUCUGAGAAAGGUGUCCUGUGGCUAUCGGUCGUGUCUGAAGUGUUGUACAUCACGCUGUUAGUCGUUGGGUUCAGCCUCAUGUGCCUAGAGCUCUUCCAUUCGAGUAAUGUGAUAGAUGGGCUCAAGCUAAAUGCCUUUGCUGCUGUCUUCACUGUGCUGUCAGGUCUCUUGGGGAUGGUGGCUCAUAUGAUGUACACCCAAGUUUUCCAAGUGACAGUCAGCCUCGGACCAGAAGAUUGGAGACCACAUUCAUGGGACUAUGGCUGGUCCUUCUGUCUGGCGUGGGGUUCUUUCACCUGCUGCAUGGCUGCCUCAGUCACUACAUUGAACUCUUACACUAAGACUGUAAUUGAGUUCAGACACAAGCGCAAAAUCUUUGAGCAGGGCUUUCGAGAGGAGCAGACCUUCCUAGACCAGGAGGCAAUCAAGUACUUCAGAGAAAGGACAAAGGAGGAGAGGGAUGAGGAUGGGGAUCUGAGGUUACAGUGCCUCCAUAGCUGCUCCCCAAAUAGGCAGCGCAACACCCAGCUCUAAACGUUACUAAAGUGAGAAGGACCAGGAGUGGCCACAAUGCUCAGAAAACAUCCCCAUGUUCUACAUCAAGCUCCUCCAGCGAUACAUCAACCAAUGCCUCGCUUUCAUCAGAGCCUGUCAGCCAGACCUCCAUGGGGCAGAACCCAACCAUGCUGGAAGUUGGUCACGUCACUCAAUUGGCCCCAAGAAUAACAUCAAGACCUAGAACAUUGGAGCAAAUGAAUCCAAAACUAGUGACAUCAGGUUCCAGCCCAACCAAUCCAAGGCCAAAUACAUCAUCUCAUUCCGCCAGCCUCAGGCCUAAUCUAACAUCCAGCUCAGCCAAUCCACAGCAAGACCCAGAAUCCCAGGCAGGACUCAAUCUGACCUCCUCAUAUUCCUGUUGUCCUCACACAGCACAAACUCUACAAGCCUCACCAUCAGACCACACAAUGAUUCCAAGCAGGAAAAGCACAAGGCCUAAAGUGACAGCAAACCCCAGUGAUAGCUCGCAAUCUGCUGGCUACUCCAAUUCUGGGUUCACACCUACAGGAAGGAAUCUUGAACCGACUCAUGAAGAUCCCCUUUGCAAAAGCAGGAGAUUUGUAACCCUGAAGGAAUUCCAAGCCAUGGAGAGAGAACUGGAUGAUGUAAAAGAAGAACUGAAAUGCCUGAAGUGGAAGGUGAGACAUAUUGGUGAGACUGUGCCGCCUCGCGCAGAAGACAGCAAGCGUUACAAUGGCUAUACCCUGACUGAGCUUAAGGCAAUGGUGCAGUUUGAAAAUGACCCUUACAAAGCGGCACACAAAAUCCUAACUGCUCUCUUCAGUGAUGUGUACUUGCUGCAGCACUCUGUCACUGAACAGGCCUGCAAUUCGAACUCAGGCCCCAUGCCCAAGAUAGACCCGGAGCUGUACAUGGUGUACUGUAACAUUCUGAAAAGCCUAUUCCCUGGAAUCAGCAGCCAAACCUUGAGAGAAAAGACACAGCAUGUGCAGAAACGAAUCCAGAAAGAAGUCCAAUAAAACCAAGCAAAUCCAGCAUCUACAGAGGCCCAGGAACCCUGCAUUCUGUACAGAUUUCAGAGCACUGAAUUGUGACAUUGUAUGUUACCUCUAUCUGCAAAUGCUUGGUGAACUCUGAGUCUGUCACGUUACCUUUUCCUGAGGAGACAGGCCAGGAAGACUUUCUGUGCAGCUUCACAUUUGAAAGAAAAUGUCCCCUUAGAACUUCUUUCGACAUAUUGAUGUUCCCUUGGUUCCAGCAGCAGCAAAUGCUGCCAAAAUAAGCCAAAGCCGGCACUGUGUGUGAGGGAAAGGGCCUCCUCUCAUGGCUCCAUGGAACACGGCUCUCAUCUGGAUCCCAGCACCCAGCUAGUUUCUAUUUUCUAUAGUGCAUCAUUCAUUAAAUCGCAUCAAUUGUUAAAAAA
Messenger RNA from Trachemys scripta elegans, 2708 nucleotides. RefSeq names its product GSG1 like (gene GSG1L). NCBI's taxonomy places the organism in Eukaryota, Metazoa, Chordata, Testudines, Emydidae. The record is from RefSeq and is a predicted model, not a curated record. Gene Ontology annotation, cellular component: plasma membrane. The coding region runs from base 428 to 1300 and encodes 290 amino acids. The transcript has 8 exons.